This is a messenger RNA of Brassicogethes aeneus, 4558 nucleotides long. The record is from the annotation of a GenBank genome assembly. Lineage: Eukaryota; Metazoa; Arthropoda; Insecta; Coleoptera; Nitidulidae.
UAGGCAUCGAGAACGGUUCGGUUUUGAUCCAGUUAGUGGAAAAGUGCGAACCGCGUGACGUUCGUAAGUGGUGAUCUCGGCACUUAAUAUCGCUUGCACGUAGAUCCAAGAAGCGAUUAAGAAACGAUGGGACAAGCACGCUCCAUUGCUGUGAUCUUUGAACAAUUUAGUCUUGGUAACUGAUAGUGAUUCUGUGAUAGUUCUAUUUACAAAUGUAAAUAAUUCAGUGUUUGGAACAUUAUUCUUGGCUUCAACAUACAAAAUAUAAAUUAUGUGAAAGACAAAAUUGUAAAAAUUUACAAAAGUGUGAAAACUAUUUAUUAAGCAUGCGGUGUGGAAAAUUUGUGUUUUUUAUUGUUUCUUUUAUGUGUUUAUUAGUGAUUGUAAACUGUUUUAUAUCGCAACAUGAAAUAACAGAGCAUAAAGAAAAAUAUACAAUUGACGAACUGUUAAACACUGUUUUUCCAAAAAAAACUUCCAACGAUUUGGAUAUGGACCCAUGCAAAGCAGGUGGAUUUAUGGGUGACAUAGCUCUUCCAGAUAUCCAAUACACGAAACCCAAACAAAGCUUGCAGCAGGAAGAAGUGGAAAAAUACAAGCAGGAGGUAUUGGAAGGCCUUCAAAUUGAAGAAGAAGGCAUGUCGGAUUAUUUACGUAAGAAAACCAAACAGCCCUCGAUUGUUGCAAGCAGUCCAAGAAGUUUAAAUGACCCUGUGGAAGGAUUGUUAAAUGUUAAGCCAUUGGGAAAAGUUGUUAAUUUUAAGCAUCAACAUCAACUACAAACAAUGAAGACUGGGCCAAAUAAUGAUAGUGUUAAUAAUGAUACAGUAGGCGAGGAGAUUUUAAAAGAUAAAAGUUUUCAUAGAAAAAAAAGGCAUCAUCGAAAAGAAACACAUCAUAGACAGAGAAACACCGAAAAAAAUGAGGAAGAAAUUCCGGUCCAUGAUUUCGAACCGAACUUCGACCAAAAACGAAAGAAACCCUCACUUCCACAGUACCGAUCCAUAAGAGAGACCACCAGCCAUAGAAGAGCAACCAGAGCUGCAACAGCACGAAAAGAAAGAGUUUGGAACUAUGGUGUCAUACCUUACGAAAUUGAUGGUAACUUCAGCGGACUUCAUAAAGCACUGUUUAAACAGGCCAUGAGACAUUGGGAGAACUUCACUUGUGUUAAAUUUGUGGAAAGAAACAGGGAUGAACAUGUGGAUUAUAUUACGUUUACAGAAAGACCUUGUGGGUGUUGUUCGUUUGUCGGAAAGAGGGGUAACGGUGGUCAAGCAAUAAGUAUUGGAAAAAAUUGCGAUAAAUUUGGCAUUGUGGUCCACGAAUUGGGUCACGUUGUAGGAUUUUGGCACGAACACACCAGACCUGAUAGAGACAGGCAUGUCGACAUACUUCGCGAGAAUAUUAUGAAUGGUCAGGAUUACAAUUUUAACAAGCUUAACGAAGAGGAAGUGAACUCUUUGGGACUGACAUACGAUUACGAUUCUAUAAUGCACUAUGCACGUAACACUUUCUCGAAGGGAACCUACUUAGACACAAUUCAACCAGUGGACGUACUGGGCCGGAAAAGGCCUGAGAUUGGCCAGAGAAUAAAGCUCAGCGAGGGAGAUAUUGCCCAGACUAAUUUGCUUUACAAGUGUCCCCAAUGUGGAAGAACUUUCCAAAUGAACUCGGCAAACUUCUCGCCACCAGUUUACAGUGAUAAUUAUCCAGAAGAAGGAAUUCAUUGUGAAUGGAGAAUAACUGCAACUCAUGGAGAAAAAAUUGUUUUGAACAUCACUGGAUUGGACAUAAAAAAGUCGCCGAGCUGCAAGACUGACUACAUAGAAAUCAGAGAUGGUUACUGGCACAAAUCUCCCGUUUUAGGUCUUUUUUGUGGUACUGGACAGUUUAACAUGAUAACGUCGACUGGAAGUCGAAUGCUUAUUACUUAUAUUGCCAAAAAUCCAAAAGGACACAAAGGAUUCCAAGCUAGUUAUGAAGCUGUUUGCGGUGGAGAUCUUAAAAUUGACUCAAAAGGUCAUUUGGAAUCUCCAAAUUACCCAGAAGAAUAUCAUCCGAAUAAAGAAUGUAUAUGGAGAAUUACAGUACCAGAAAGCUACCAAGUGGCACUAAAAUUCCAAUCUUUCGAAGUAGAAAAUCAUGAUAAUUGCGUUUACGAUUACGUAGAAAUUCGUGAUGGAUUAAGUAAAGACAGUUCUAUUUUAAAGGUUCAUUGUGGAUAUAAAGUACCAGAUAAUAUAAUCUCUUCAUCGAACGAGCUUAUGGUAAAAUUCGUGUCUGAUGGUUCGGUUCAGAAAGCAGGAUUUUCAGCUUUAAUUAUGAAAGAGUUUGAUGAAUGCUCGACAAUUAACCACAGCUGUGAACAAGAUUGUAAAAAUACCAUAGGGAGCUAUGAGUGUACGUGUAGAAUUGGUUAUGAAUUACAUUCGGAUGGAAAGAAAUGCGAAGAUGCAUGCGGAGGUAUUUUUAACAACGGCAAUGGUACAAUUACGUCCCCUUCAUUUCCUGAAUUGUACCCACUAAACAAAAACUGCGUUUGGGAAAUUAGAGCGGCACCUCAGUACAGAAUCACCCUCAACUUUACUCAUUUUGAUUUGGAAGGAAAUAAUGCCCAACAACAGCAAUGCGACUACGACAGUGUAGAAAUAGAGUCCUUGAUACCAGAUGAUAGACACAAAAGUCACGGGGUGUUCUGCGGAUCCAGACCACCGACUAUUAUAACAUCUGAAGGAAAUGUAAUAAGGAUUAGAUUCAGUUCAGAUAAUAGCGUACAGAAAACGGGAUUUGCUGCUGUUUAUUUUACUGAUAUGGACGAAUGUGCAGCUGGUGAUAAUGGAGGCUGUCAACACGAAUGCCGAAAUACAUUAGGUUCUUACAUAUGCACAUGUCAUAAUGGUUAUACUUUACAUGAAAAUGGCAGAGAUUGUAAGGAAGGUGGGUGUAAAUACGAAAUAAGCUCUCCAUUUGGAACACUUGGAAGCCCAAACUAUCCGGAUUUGUAUCCGCAAAGAAGGGAUUGCGUCUGGCAUUUUAUAGCAACACCUGGCCAAAGAAUCAGGCUUGCUUUUAUAAAAUUUGAAGUUGAAUCGCAUCAGGAAUGUUCAUAUGAUCAUGUUGACUUUUAUGAUGGAGGUUCUCCUGAAGCUCAUUCUUUGGGCAGAUUUUGCGGUUCCAAAGUUCCCCAUCCAAUAGUUUCAAGUGGAAACCAGCUGUACAUGACUUUUAGAUCUGAUAAUUCAGUGCAAAGAAAAGGAUUUUCUGCUACACAUGCGACUGUUUGUGGUGGUAAACUACAGGCUACUUUGGAGAAAAAACAUAUUUAUUCGCAUGCCCGAUUUGGAAGCUCAAGUUACGAUAAUAAAGCUGAUUGCGAUUGGACAAUAGAAGCAAUGGAUGGUUACAGCGUAAAGAUUUCAUUCCUAACUUUCGAUGUUGAAGAUGAAAAAGAUUGUGGCUAUGAUUACGUUGAAAUAUUUAAUGGGAUAGACUCCAGUGGUCUAUCUUAUGGAAAGUUUUGUGGUACAUCUAAACCCCAUGAAAUUAUAUCAUCUCAAGAAGGCCUCUUGAUUCGUUUUAGAACAGACGAUACUUUGGUCAGCAAGGGCUUCAGUAUUGUAUAUGAAGCAGUAGAAACCCUAACAGAAGAGGAAAUAUAAAAUUUAAUUUGAUUUAAUUUUUGAACGAAAUAUAAAAAAUUAACCUAACUCCUAGAAUACAUAUAAUAAUAUAUGUGGAGGCCUGAAAUAGAAAAAAUGUGUUUAAUUUAUUGUUAAGAUUGCAAAAAUAGUAGGGAAAAAAACAAUACAAGAAACAAAUAUAAAUAUAAAUAAUUGGAAAUUAAUAAUAAAUUGUGUGUUUAUAAUCGUUUUAGAGUAUAUGUAACACUAACCACAGUUUUCACUAUUUUUAAGCACAAAUUUUAACUAGUCUUAGAUGUAAGGGAAAAAUAAAAGCAGUUUUAUUACAAAUACAAAGGAACCAUGUUUAAUACAUUUAUUAAAGAAUCGAAUUAUAAUGAAUUUAAAUGUUUAAUAAUGUUUAAUAAAUUAUUUUUUGUUGUGGUACAUCAUAUAGGUAUAGAAACAGGCUUAAUUAAAAUAUAUGAAAUGUGGAAUGAGAAAAAUUUUCUGGUUUUUAUUUUUUUAAGAAGUCUAAUAGACAAAAACAAAUUUACUUUAUGGACCAUCACUCUGUUGAGCUUUAACCCUUUUACUUUAAAUAACUUUUUUGCUAAACAGUUUUGGUUAUUAUGGCGAUUUUACCCUUUUCCGAAUGCAUUUAAGGUCUUUAUAAAGAAUAAAACCUAGUUUUAAUAAAAACAAUAAUAAUGUAAUGUAUUGUUUAUAAUUACGUGACAUAAUAAAAACAAAAGACUUACUACUGUAAUACUUAAUGAUAACUUUUGGCAAUCUCUGUAAACUUAGCAAGUAGUUACCUACUAAAUGUGUAUCGCUUAAAUGCAUUUUCUAGUUGUAGUAUUUAAUUUAUUAACUGUAUUUAUUUGUGUAUUACAUAAAAGAUACGUAAAUAAAACAUUCCAUGUAAUAUAUAA